GCGUGCUCCAGACACUGGAGAGGGAUUUUCAAAUAAGUAGUAAUCGGUAUUUACUGGUGAUACUACCGUCCAUACAUCCAGAAAAGGUCUUAUCGUUUCAACCUGAGUGUCCAGUAUUGUUCAGGAUGAGUUCUAUGGAUGCCAAAGAGAACUCUGCGGUCAUCCCAGCAGGAAAGCACAGCAGCUUGUCUGAGGACAUAUUUUCUCUGGAUCAGCCCACAGGGAGGUCGUCCAUCCUGCGUCAGAUGGAGAACCUUCCCAGUAAGACCGUGCCAAGGGACUCCAAGGUUUCUUUUCAGACCCCCAGUAGAGAUCCAGUGACUAGAAGGAUUCUUUCCCCCAGAACCUCCGUCGUUAUGCCCAGAGUGGACGAGAACAUGAAAGUGAUCGGCUCUUUUAAUUUGGAGAAAUCGGACGCCUCACCACAUGAACCAACUGAACCUCCAAAACAAGAUCCGUCAUCGUUCCCCGACGACAACAUGCCGAUUCAGAGCAGAGGCAACUACCAGCUGGAUUUUGAUAACCUGGACGUCAUCAACCCCUUCCAGGGCUCCAAACAGAUGGCGCUGUCUCCCUUCAGGCCUGCCGAUGAUCCCAGUGAGGCCCGGCAGAAGCCCACAGAGGAACCGGGAGCCGAAACCCCGCUGGACGACACGCUGCCCUUCACGCAGUUUGUGGAAAACUCGCUGGCAGACGUCUCCACGGAGAGCAGCGUGAUCAUAGUGAAUGUGGCGAAGGCGACGGAAGAACAGGACGUCAUCUCAGCUACUCCUGAUGAAAAGCAACCUGGUGACGUGUCUGCAAGCACAGGUCAACAGGAAGCAUCGGGCAGUUUCACCGAGGACGGCUCUCUUCCAGCAAAGGGAUCCUACAAGCUGGAUUUUGACAACCUUGACACAAUGAACCCUUUCCAGACCGGAGGCUCUAAAAUCCAGAACUCGCCUGUUGGACUUGGAAGAAAGGACGAUCCACCAGCAGAGGAAAGCAAACCCACUGAUGAGGAGAAAAUCCUUCCUCCAGAGGGGCCAAUCAAACUCGAGUUCAACUUCAGCGACGGCGCUGAAGUCAAGCGGAAGCCACUGCCUAAAAAGCUCGGCAAGAGAUUCACCGACGGAAAAUGUAAAGAAUUAAAGCCAGCGUCUGAUUGUAAACCAUCCGAAGAGUCCGCUGGGAAAGCCGGACCUGGAGACGCUGCUGUGCCCAAAGCUUCUUACUCCAACUUUGAGAAGUUCGAUGAUCCGAACUUCAAUCCAUUCGGUACCAAAACGAGCAUCGCCGACUCUCCGAAGGGCAGCGGCGUUCCCAGCCCCGUGCAACAGGAACCGGACCCCUCAGAACAAACAGGGGCUGCAGAGAUGUUGCCUCCUGCUGAGCCUCGCGAAGCUUCGAUGGUGGAUCGCGUGGUUCUGUCAGAGAAAGACCUGGACGGUGAAAGCAGCAGCUGGAAGCCCCAGGUUCCCUUCGAGCAUCAGAUGAGCCCUCUGGACUCCAAUGAAGAGUUUGUUCCUGGAAGCAUGUUCAUGCCCAACGACUUUGAUGAGCAGAUUGAUUACCUCGAACAGUUUGGCUCCAGCGGUUUUAAGGAGUCCGCACUGAGGAAGCAGUCAUUAUACCUAAAGUUUGAUCCCCUUCUGAGAGAAAGCCCAAAGAAACCUGCAGGUCCUGAUGCUCAGCUGCUCUCUGCUGGCCUUUCUGUACGGUUCAGUGAAGCAGAGAAGGAGUCAGCCGAACGCUCACAGAAAGAUGUUUUCAAACUGGUGGAGGACGUAGCGGCUGCCCCUCCAGUCCUGCAGAGUCUCAUCCCUCCGUUCCCCAAACCUGCAGAGGAAGCCAUUAUUGAGGUUCUGAAGUACAGCCAGAAGGACAUGGAUGCCGCCAUUGCGAGGGUGCAGGCAGAGGCCAAGGAGAAAGCGGAUCAGUGGAACGCCAAGGUUAAAAAGCUGCAAGACGAUGGUCAGGAAAUGAGAAAAGUAAUGGCAGAGUUCGAGCUGCUGAUUGCAAAUAUGAAUGCCAGUCAGGAGAAGGAGAGGGAGGAGGCGCAGAAGAAGCUCAGCCAGGCUCUGAUGGAGAAGGAUCAGGUCUCCAGCGACCUGAACGGCAUGGAGCGGUCGCUGGGCGACAUGUUAAAGAGGCUGGAGAAGUACAAAGAAGUGGUGGACGGCUACAAAAAGAAUGAAGAGACUCUGAAAUCCUGCGCACAGGAUUACUUGGGAAGGAUAAAAAAGGGCGACCAGCGCUACCAGACACUGAAGGCUCACGCCGAGGAGAAGAUCAACCUCGCAAAUGAGGAAAUUGCUGAGGUCCGAUCGAAAUAUAAGGCAGAGCUUACGGCUCUGCAGGCCCAGCUGCGGCGGGAGCAGCUGAAGACUCAGUCGCUGGAGAAAAGCCUUGAUCAGAAGGAAAAAGAAGUGGAGGAGCUCACCAAGCUCUGCGACGAGCUAAUAUCCAAAGUGCAGAAAGGUUGAACUCAACUGUAAAUACUUUUUGUUUCUGCUUCACUUUUCUUUGUUCUGUUUUGUUUUAAUAGACUGUAUAAUAAAGAGAAUUUACAAAUUUCAA
This is a messenger RNA of Xiphophorus hellerii (green swordtail), 2559 nucleotides long. It is a transcript of the gene tacc3, whose product is annotated as transforming, acidic coiled-coil containing protein 3. The transcript has 17 exons. Lineage: Eukaryota; Metazoa; Chordata; Actinopteri; Cyprinodontiformes; Poeciliidae. Gene Ontology annotation, cellular component: cytoplasm. The record is from RefSeq and is a predicted model, not a curated record. Gene Ontology annotation, biological process: mitotic spindle organization; nuclear migration; cerebral cortex development. The coding region runs from base 126 to 2465 and encodes 779 amino acids.